AUGUCUAGACUGGGUCGGUCUUCGUCCACCGCUUCGUCUUCCUCUUCGCGCUCGUCUCAGAUUGUCAGAGAUGGCGACGGCGACCGAGGAUGGGCGAGGACCCAGGCAGAACUCUCCGCGCGUUUCCCGUUCAUUCGAGAGUGUCUGCCUGGCCAGCUUCUCCAGCUGCGGCUCGAGAACUGGAUGGCUUACACAGGCCCUGUCGAGGUCAAUUUCCUCACCGGCAUCAACCUGCUCGCCGCCCCAAAUGGCGCCGGAAAGAGCAGCCUGCUGUGUGCCAUGGCCUUCGGCCUAGGCUACGAUGUCGCGCACAUCUCUCGGCGCGGCUCUCGCCUCCGCGACUUCAUUAAGAUUGGCCACAACGCAUGCAGCGUCUCCUGCGUCCUCGCCGGGAGAAAGCCUGGCGAGUUUGUCACCACGAAACGCGAGCUUCGACUGUCAGGAGACCAGGCGGUUUCGACCUUCUACAUUAAUGGGAAUGAGUGCGGAGCAGAGGCUCGCAUCCAGUUUCAGAGGCGCAUGAAGCUCCAGGUCGACAACUUGAUCUGCUUCAUGCCUCAGGAGCGCGUUCCGGAAUUCGCGACGAUGCGUCCAGAAGACCUCUUCAUGGCUACACUGCGCGCCAUCGAUUAUGACUUGCACGAGGCGUAUGCGGGCUUGCGCGAUUGGGAGGCGCAGCGAGACGAAACAGAGAAGCUUUUAACUCAAGGACGCGCCGACUUGGUGGUGCUUUCCCGCGCCGUGGAAAAGCUGCGAUUGGAGCACGAGGAACUCAAGCGGCUUCAGAGCUGUGAAAAGGAACGCAUUCUCUGUGAAGGGAAAAUCCUCGAGAACCGCGUGGCGGCAGUGAAGGCGAGCCUCAAAGCGCAGGAACGCGAGAAGCAGAAGACCGAAAAGGAGCUCCGGCGAGCGAACGAAAAAGUCCGGAAAGUUGACGAGAAGCUCAAGGAGGUUCAGAACGUGCUGCGCCGUGUCACGGAAGACCGGGGCCGUUUGACGGCGAAAUGGCGCCAGGAUCAGGAGAGCGCAGGCGCACAACUGGAAGACUUCGUCGCAGAUGCGAUGGCGGAUGUGGAGAGGCUCGAGGCCGAGAUCGCGGCCCUCCCAGAGAAGGCACUGGAGUGGAAGAGAGAGCGAGAGAGACUCGCCAAAGAGUACGCCCUGCGUCAUACGGUUCUAAUGCGCGCCAAGGCGGCCGAAGAAAAGGUUCGCUUGGAGGCAGAGCGGGAGAAAGCGCAUGUGGCGGCGCGCAUGCAAGAAAUUCAAAAUACCGUGGCUGCAUGCAACGCGCGACGUCGCGAACUCCAGCAAGAGGCCGCGGAGGCGCGCUUGCGCGUGCAGACUCUCGAGGGCGAGGAACAGGAUUUGAUGCGGCAAGCGCUGACGGAGAGACGAAAGAAAGCAGUUCUACAAGAAAACCGCCAGAGUGUCCGAGUCAAAAACCUCCUUCACUUCAUGUCCGCUCCCGGCGGUGGAGACCGAACUCGACAACAAAGUCUCUCGACUGCCUUGCAGCUCCACAAGGAGAGAAAACUCAAGCACACAUUCGGGCCUGUCGCUUUCAUUACGCAGGUGAAAUCGGCGAGGUAUCGGCCGUAUGUUGAGCAUCUUCUUCAAGGUCGCGUGGGGGCUUUUGUGUGCACUGAUGAGGAGGAAAUGAAGUUUUUGUCUCGGUCGAAUUGCCACGCUCUCUUUCUUCGCACGGACCUGCGAGGCCGCGUUCGUCUGCCGACCGCGACGGCUCAAAUGCGCGAGCUGGGUGUCGAAUGUUUUAUCCACGAACAGCUGGAGUUUGUCGUGGAAGAGUUGGACGAGAUGCAGGCUUCUCAAGCGUGGCCGGGCGACCGCAGCGCGUCUCUCCCGACGGAGACUGUAAAGGCCGAAUCAGCGGGGCGAGGCGACAGGAGCGAUGCGUGCGCAGGCGGUGCUCAGAGUGCCCAAGACGAGCUUGCUCGGAGAAACGAAGAAGACAGGAAGACGCAGGAGGCGAGGCGAAGAGAAGCGUUGCUGUUGGCCAUUCGAGAGACCGUUGUUUCGUUCACGAACGCAAACACGAUUUUCGUCGUUCGCGACUCGCUAACCCCCCAGGAAGAGCAACGCAUGCAGCAGUUCAUGAAGGAAGAGCUCGCGCGCCUUUUCCAGUUUCCUGUUCGAAAGCUUGUCUACUUCAAAGGCGCCGCGGUCCACAGCGUCCAAAAGAGCCUCCACGACAAUUUCUGGCUCGACGCAUGCGACAUGCUGCGGUCGCGGCUGACGCAUGCAGCCCCGCACCGGGACGCCGGCCCUGGGUUUGCCGGAGCGUCUUCGCCCUCGGCGCCGUUUGCUGGGAUUCUCGAAGUCGUGACUCCGGCGGGACGGAAGAUGCCGGGCGAGCGAGAAGGGAGGAGUCAGCAAACCGAGGACGUCAUUGGAGAAAAACGCGUGCAGGUUCAGAAGGAGAGAGAAAAAGCGCUCAAGCGCUUGGAGGAACUCGAGCAGGAGAACGACGAACUCACAAGCAAGCGCCAAGAAGCCGUUGGACAGCGUCAAACCCUGAUCGAGAAGGACACCCGCCUUGCCAAGGCCGCACAUGACCAUGCCUUCGCCAAGGACCUCUACGAGGCGGUUGUCACCGAGAUCCGGGCUCUCGAGGCGAAGCGUCCAGGCCCCGGCGCGUUGCUCGAUCAGGAGCGCCGCCUUCAACAGCGCAUCUGGAAGCGACUCUACGACGCAUUGCAGAAAGAACGAGAGGCGUCUCGGAAAUUCCACGCGCUUGCCGAAAGUUGGCUGAAAAUGCGCGAAGAAGCCGCCGGCGUCCAGGGGCAUCGCGAGACGCUCCGGAAACUGCAAGCGGAACGCCGAGGGCCUGCGCAAGAGGUUUGCAAUCUCAAAUCGGAAUUGACGGAGAAAAGCGCAGCCAUCGCGUCUCUUCGUCGGGAACUGGGGACGCGGUCGGGGGCCCUUGAGCGCUGGAGCGAAGAGGCUGCUCUCGUUUACCGACACUUUCUUUUUCCCUCUGAGGAGCUGCUGUCUCCGAAGGCAGACGCGAAUGCGCCGGACGCCUGCCAGGGGCGCUUGCGCGGCCGGAAGCGCGGCCGAGACGGAGACGCAGAGAGCGGAGACAGACGGAAGCGCGGGCGAGGCGAGUCACGGGAUGGAGGACGUGAGAGCAGCAGCGAAGACGAGGCGUUUCUCCGUAGCAGCGAAGACGAGCGAGAAGACUUCCAGGACUACGUCGCAAAGGUGAAGGAGGACUUGAAGAAGGCUGCGUUGCCCGAGAGUGAAGAGGAACUCAAAGCGAUCAUCAACGCAUGCACGGAGGAGCUGGAACGAACGGGGGGCGGCAACCGGCAAGCGUUCCGAGACUUCAAAGCCAAGGUUCAGGAGAAGAAAAAGAAGGAGAGCGAAGUGACGAAGCUCGAGGAGAAGGCGCAACACCAACAGAAGAAGAUCAACAGGGUCAAAGAAAGUUGGCAUCGCAGAAUUUCCGAGAUCGUUAGCACUGUCAGUCGGCGCUUCAGCGUCUUCCUCAAAUUCAUCAACCCCGAUGCUUCAGGCUAUGUCGCCCUUCACGAUCCUGCAGCUUCUUCCUCUACCUCUUCUUCCUCUUCCUCUUCUGCGUCUUCUUCGUUGAGUCCGGCUCCGAGUGUGCGCGAUCUCGAGCUGCGCAUUUGCGUCUCCUUCUAUCCAGGCCAGUCGGCGCGGCCCCUCAACACGCGGCACUCUGGCGGCGAGAGGUCGCUCUGCACCGUGCUUUAUCUUCUAGCUGUGCAGGCCUACGCUCGCGAGGGGUUUCGCGUGCUGGACGAGAUCAACCAAGGCCUGGACGGCGAGAAGGAAAAGAAGCUUUUUGCGCUCCUCACGCGCGUCGCGCAAGGCUGGGAAGGUGACGAGUCAACCCAGCCUGGCCAGGAGGCGCUUCCAGCGACGCCGACGCAAAUGAGCGCAUCUCCGUCCGGCUCUCCAGUGUCAGUACAUGCGCCGCCAAACGCUGGAGGCGGUGUCCAGUACGUUCUCCUGACACCGCAGCUGGUGAAGGGAACCGACUACUCCGCUGUCUGCGUCCACUUUCCGUUCAACGGACGUCACUUGCGACUGCAACAGUGGGGCGACGAGAAGGCGCUCUGUGCAGGCGCGGAAGAAGCCGUGAGGCGAGACCGAGCCCUCCAGAAGAACGCCGAGGAGGGACGGUCGUAUAUCCUGACGAGGGAAGAGAUUCAGGAACUCAGGCAGGCGCUGCAGGCUGAGGAACGGGAGGAAGAUCAGCAACGGCGGCCAACUUGA
Neospora caninum is the source of this 4263-nucleotide messenger RNA. Its product is annotated as DEHA2A05324p, related. Gene Ontology annotation, biological process: double-strand break repair via homologous recombination. Gene Ontology annotation, cellular component: Smc5-Smc6 complex. Gene Ontology annotation, molecular function: ATP binding; ATP hydrolysis activity. The coding region runs from base 1 to 4263 and encodes 1420 amino acids. NCBI's taxonomy places the organism in Eukaryota, Apicomplexa, Conoidasida, Eucoccidiorida, Sarcocystidae. The transcript is spliced from 14 exons. The record is from RefSeq and is a predicted model, not a curated record.